GGGUGUAAAAUAGAUUUGAGAUUGAUUAUUUUGUUUGGAAGAGUAUUAGCAUCAUCUAGAUUCCUGGGAUUUCUACCUUUCUGACUCAAGAUGCAUGUAUUUGUCUAGAAUACCUGUGGAGAAUAAACAAUGGAUUCCUUAGACCAUAUGUUGACAGAUCCCCUGGAACUUGGUCCAUGUGGAGAUGGCCAUGACACACGAAUCAUGGAGGAUUGCUUACUGGGGGGCACCAGGGUCAGUCUACCUGAGGACCUUCUAGAGGAUCCCGAGAUAUUCUUUGAUGUUGUCAGCCUCUCAACAUGGCAGGAAGUAUUAAGUGACUCUCAACGGGAACACCUCCAGCAGUUUCUGCCUCACUUUCCUGAAGACAGUGUUGAGCAGCAGAAUGAGCUCAUCCUAGCCCUAUUCAGUGGGGAGAACUUCCGCUUUGGAAACCCUCUGCACAUUGCCCAGAAGCUUUUCCGAGAUGGACACUUUAACCCUGAGGUGGUCAAGUAUCGGCAGCUAUGCUUCAAGUCACAGUACAAACGCUACCUCAACUCUCAGCAGCAGUAUUUCCAUCGACUGCUGAAGCAGAUCCUUGCUUCCCGGAGUGAUCUACUGGAGAUGGCCCGGCGGAGUGGUCCAGCCCUUCCCUUCCGACAGAAGCGCCCUUCACCAUCUCGUACUCCUGAGGAGCGGGAGUGGCGGACCCAGCAACGCUACUUGAAGGUCUUGAGGGAAGUGAAGGAGGAGUGUGGUGACACGGCCCUGUCAUCUGAUGAAGAGGCCACGUUGGAUUUACAAGAAAAAUUUUCUUUUGAAGAUCUCAGCUCAUGGCUUCCGAGCUCUCCAGCACGUUCUCCUAGUCCUGCGGUGCCCCUGAGGGUGGUGCCCACGCUUUCAACCACGGAUAUGAAAACUGCAGAUAAAAUAGAACUGGGGGACAGUGACCUGAAGAUAAUGUUAAAGAAGCACCAUGAGAAGCGGAAACAUCAACCAGAUCACCCGGAUCUUUUGACAGGGGACCUGACCCUCAAUGACAUCAUGACUCGAGUAAAUGCAGGCAGAAAGGGCUCUUUGGCAGCUCUGUAUGACUUGGCUGUCCUUAAAAAAAAGGUUAAGGAGAAAGAAGAAAAGAAGAAGAAGAAAAUAAAAAUGAUCAAAUCCGAGGCAGAGGAUAUGAAUGAGCCCCUAAGUAAUACUGAAGGGGUCCCACCGCUCUCUCAGGCCCCAUCUCCACUGGCAAUUCCUGCUAUCAAGGAAGAGCCCCUUGAAGACCUCAAACCUUGCCUUGGAAUCAAUGAAAUAUCUUCCAGCUUCUUCUCUCUUCUGUUAGAGAUCUUGCUGUUGGAGAGUCAGGCUAGCCUUCCCAUGCUAGAGGAGCGUGUUUUGGAUUGGCAGUCUUCUCCAGCCAGCUCCCUUAACAGCUGGUUCUCUGCGGCCCCCAACUGGGCUGAAUUGGUGUUACCAGCCUUGCAGUAUCUUGCUGGAGAAAGCCGGGCUGUUCCUUCCAGUUUUUCUCCAUUUGUUGAGUUCAAAGAGAAAACCCAGCAGUGGAAAUUGCUUGGUCAGUCCCAAGAUAAUGAAAAGGAAUUAGCUGCCCUUUUCCAACUGUGGCUAGAGACCAAAGACCAGGCCUUCUGUAAGCAAGAAAAUGAAGACAGCUCAGAUGCCACAACACCUGUCCCUCGGGUAAGAACUGACUAUGUGGUGCGGCCCAGCACAGGGGAGGAGAAACGGGUUUUUCAGGAGCAGGAGCGUUAUAGGUACAGCCAACCCCAUAAGGCGUUCACCUUUCGCAUGCAUGGCUUUGAGUCCGUGGUGGGGCCAGUGAAGGGCGUGUUUGACAAGGAGACCUCACUCAACAAGGCUCGGGAGCAUUCACUGCUGCGCUCUGACCGGCCUGCCUAUGUCACCAUCCUGUCUCUUGUUCGGGAUGCGGCUGCUCGACUGCCAAAUGGAGAAGGCACACGGGCAGAGAUCUGUGAGCUCCUUAAAGACUCCCAGUUUCUUGCACCAGAUGUCACCAGCACUCAGGUGAAUACAGUAGUGAGUGGUGCACUGGAUCGGCUUCAUUAUGAAAAAGACCCUUGUGUGAAGUAUGACAUUGGACGAAAGCUGUGGAUCUACCUGCAUCGUGACCGAAGUGAAGAAGAGUUUGAGCGGAUUCACCAAGCACAAGCAGCUGCAGCUAAAGCUAGAAAAGCCCUUCAGCAAAAACCUAAGCCUCCAUCCAAGGUGAAGUCUAGUAGCAAGGAGAACUCCAUAAAGGUUCUCAGCAGUGGCCCUUCUGAGCAGAGCCAGAUGAGCCUCAGUGACUCCAGCAUGCCACCCACCCCAGUCACCCCUGUAACCCCCACCACGCCAGCAUUGCCUGCCACUCCGAUCUCCCCUCCACCUGUGUCAUCGGUGAACAAAAGUGGCCCUACCACCAUCUCCGAACCAACUAAAUCUAACUCAGGGGUUCUUCUAGUGUCCUCACCAACAAUGCCACAGCUAGGAACAAUGCUUUCCCCAGCUUCCAGCCAGACUCCACCUAAUUCUCAGGCUGCUGCCCGGGUUGUGAGUCACUCUGGCUCAGCUGGACUGUCCCAGGUGCGAGUGGUGGCCCAGCCUAGCCUUCCUGCUAUUCCCCCGCAGUCAGCAGGGCCAGCCCAGACACUGCCACAGAUGCCAGCAGGACCACAGAUCCGGGUUCCAGCUACUGCCACACAGACCAAAGUAGUGCCCCAGACAGUAAUGGCCACCGUUCCAGUCAAAUCACAGACUGCAGCAGCCACUGUGCAGCGGCCUGGACCUGGGCAGACGGGGCUUACAGUGACAAGUCUCCCUGCUGCAGCUAGCCCCGUGAGUAAGCCAGCCACAAGUUCUCCUGGGACCUCUGUGCCAAGUGCCUCCACAGCUGCCGUUAUUCAAAACGUCACAGGACAGAACAUUAUCAAGCAGGUGGCAAUCACUGGGCAGCUUGGUGUGAAGCCCCAGACAGGCAACAGCAUUCCACUCACAGCCACUAACUUCCGCAUCCAGAGUAAGGAUGUAUUGCGUCUGCCACCCUCUUCCAUCACUACAGAUGCCAAGGGUCAGACGGUUCUGCGAAUCACUCCGGACGUGAUGGCCACGUUGGCCAAAUCCCAGGUUACCACAGUCAAAUUGACUCAGGACCUCUUUGGGACAGGAGGCAGCACUACAGGCAAAGGCAUCUCUGCUACCUUACAUGUCACUUCCAAUCCAGUCCAUGCAGCUGAUAGCCCUGCAAAAACCAGUUCAGCCAGUGCCCCUUCAUCCACUCCAACAGGUACCACCGUGGUAAAAGUGACUCCUGACCUCAAACCAACAGAAGCCUCAAACUCGGCUUUUCGCUUGAUGCCAGCUCUUGGUGUGAGUGUGGCAGACCAGAAAGGAAAAAGCACGGUAGCCUCUUCAGAAGCAAAACCAGCUGCCACUAUCCGCAUCGUGCAGGGCUUGGGGGUGAUGCCUCCUAAAGCAGGCCAGACCAUCACAGUUGCAACCCACACCAAGCAAGGGCCCUCAGUAGCCAGUGGGUCUGGAACUGUCCACUCUUCAGCAGUAUCCUUGCCCAGUAUGAAUGCUGCUGUGUCCAAGACUGUGGCUGUGGCUUCUGGGGCUGCAAGCACCCCCAUCAGCAUCGGGACAGGAGCCCCCACUGUGCGGCAGGUCCCUGUCAGCACCACGGUUGUGUCCACAUCCCAGGCUGGGAAGCUGCCUACGCGGAUCACAGUUCCACUCUCUGUGAUUAGCCAGCCAAUGAAGGGCAAGAGUGUGGUCACAGCCCCCAUCAUCAAAGGCAACCUUGGAGCCAACCUCAGUGGGUUGGGUCGUAAUAUCAUCCUCACGACCAUGCCAGCGGGUACUAAACUCAUUGCUGGCAAUAAGCCUGUUAGUUUCCUCACUGCCCAGCAGUUGCAGCAACUUCAGCAGCAAGGCCAGGCCACACAGGUGCGCAUCCAGACUGUUCCUGCAUCCCACCUCCAACAGGGAACAGCUUCUGGUUCCUCCAAAGCAGUCUCUACUGUUGUUGUGACCACAGCUCCAUCUCCUAAACAGGCACCUGAGCAACAGUGACUAUGAGCAAGAGAUGGCUUCCAUAAAAGACCAUACCUGAUCUGUCCUGGCUGAAAGCAAGGGAACAGGGAACUCGCAUCCUUCCUCUAAGCUUGUCUGUCCAAGGCAGUCGGGAGGAGGAUGAUGGCAACAGUGACCUGGAUUCUGCUGCCAUGCUCCACAGUGGAGCACCCUGAGAAAGGUUCACUACAGGGUUCCAAGGUUUGCACUGUACCAGUCCAGGAGAAGAUUCUGUUGGAAUUGGGGAAGGUCACAGUUAUGUCAUACAAGCCAGGGUUCUCUUCUGAGAAUAAGACACACAGGGAGGGCUUACCAGUUGCAGAGUACACAGCAAAUAAGCCUUGUUCUGUAUGAGGGUUGUAUUUUUCAGGUCCCGGUCUUCUCCAUGACUAGUGGUCUGGAUAGGAGUUUUGUGUCCAGAAAAUUUUAUGUAACUUAUUUUUUUAAAAACCUAUCAUACGUCUUUAUCAAAUAGAAAUGGGUGUUAGCCCCUACACCAAACUAAUUACUUAUUCUUUUGACUAGAAUGAGAGAGUUGCAAGAAUCUUAGUAAGUUGGGGGCUGACUUGAUACCACAUAGUAAUCAAGGGUCUGUAAGGUGGGAAAAACAGACAAAGUAAAGUGGUGUGGAUUUCUUGACGUGGGUUGGUUUGGUACUACUUUUUAAGAUGGAGUGUUGGGAUCUAUUUGUACUUGUCCACUUUUUGCUUGGCAAACCUGCUCACACUUGGAAGUCCAGAGCCAGAGGACAGAGCAGGAGAAUGAGAGUGGAAAUGGUGCUUUUGCAGCACAGACUUUGUUACAGUUCGGAGUUUACGUUCUGCUGUGCUCCAGAGCAAGAGUCACAAACCAGGCCCUUAGGACUGGCUGCAUGUUUUUGUAAAUAAAGUUGUUUCGAAACACAGCCCACAUCCAUUUGUUUAUGUAUUAUCUGUGACUGCUUCUGGGUUAGCAGGCUGAACUGACAGCCUAAACUGUCUCUUACAUGACAAUUUUGUUGACUCCUGCUCCAGAGUAAAGUUGGUAGGAGGAAAAUGAGGUGCAGAGGGGUCUGCCUGGCAGUACCAACCCCAAAAGAGGUCAGUCUGGAUUUGCAAGUCUUUUAAUCCUGGCUUUUUCACACUUCUCAUCCUCCAUCAGCUAGAGGCUGAGAUCAGAAUGAUAUUUUUAAAUGUAAUAUGGAAUUAAAGCACUGGUUGUUAACAUAUGCUUCUCUUGUCUUGGGGCUGGGUGGGUAGAGGUAAAGCUUUUCUGCAGUGAUAGGGAUUCCAGGUCUCUUGAGAGUAUCUCAAUUAUUAAAGAUUUUAUCUCCUA
Messenger RNA from Carlito syrichta (Philippine tarsier), 5379 nucleotides. RefSeq names its product nuclear factor related to kappaB binding protein (gene NFRKB). The record is from RefSeq and is a predicted model, not a curated record. Gene Ontology annotation, cellular component: Ino80 complex. The coding region runs from base 130 to 4065 and encodes 1311 amino acids. The transcript is spliced from 25 exons. Gene Ontology annotation, molecular function: protease binding. NCBI's taxonomy places the organism in Eukaryota, Metazoa, Chordata, Mammalia, Primates, Tarsiidae.